AUGGUGAGCAAGGAGGGUGGCAAAUGUAUGCUCACCAACUCAGAGUCUGACUCGGAGGCAGCGCCCGUGCCCUCCACCUCUCUGGCACUGGAGGUAAAAUAUUCCCUGGAAGCCAGUCGACAAGUGAGGAAGAGAAACAAGGCCCUGCAAGUGCGUUUCAAGGAUAUCUGUGAGGCGCAGAAUGAGCAAAGGGAGGCAGAGUUGCAGGCAGCGGGGAAAGGCGGCAAGCCGAUCUCAUACAAAGUAGCGUACCGCAAGUACAUGACCGUCCCUGCCCGCAGAUCCAUCCCAAACGUCACAAGGAGCACAGGUGUGCAGACGUCCCCUGACCUGAAGAAACGCUAUCAGACCUUUCCCUUCGAACGCAAGAAAGGCCACACCUUUAAACACGUGGCAGCCGUGGAAACUUAUAAAGGUCAAAAAAACGGUUUUGUCAUGGAGGUGAAGCAGUCCAAGGCUGCUGAGCAGGGUUUAGAUGAUGAUGAGGAGGAGGAGGGAGCCUGUGGGGGGAGCAGAGUCCGGAGGACCAGGGCUCUGCUCCAUACUAAUGAGUGCACUGCCACAGUAGAGCAGCACACUGCACCUGAUGGCCUGUGCUCUGACGCUCUGCUGCUCAGUUGCUCUGCAGACACAGACUGCCUUGCAGACACACAGAGAGGAAGAGGAGCUGGAGCACAGGCAGAGUACCAGCUCUGCAGUGUCCCAUCCAAAGCCAGGACAGGAUUACAACACAGAGAGGCUGAUACGGACCGCUCGACCAAGAGGCAGCUGUUCAAUCUGGAGGAGGGCUCGUCCCGAACCCUGCCGGACAGGGCCUCCAAGGUUACAGGCCCCAUCGCCUGGAACUCUCUUACCCAAGUGGAGUGCUUGGACAGUCCAUCUGUGCGGAGCAAGAGGAAGAAAGCCCUGCAGCUCAACGGGCUGCAGAGUGAGACACUACCACGUUCCAGCAGAGGUUGUACAACACAGGCACAGUGCCACACUGGACAGUUAUCUGCCCGGCCUCUUCGGGGCAUGGAGGAGCCUCUGUCACCUUGCACAGGUGGUGAGGCUGCUGGGCCACCGCCUGACCAAACGCAGGAGGCCUGUAAGCAAAUAGUGCCUAUGAAUCAGGACAGGGAUGUUAAAGCACAGCUCCAGGCCAUGGAAAAUCUCAUUAGCUCCAGCCAAGAGACCAUCAAGGUGCUGCUGGGGGUCAUCCAGGAGCUGGAGAAGGGGGAGGCCCACAGAGAAGGACUCUCCUAUCGAACCGGACAGGACACGGCCAACUGUGACACAUGCCGAAACAGCGCAUGCAUUAUUUACAGUGUGGAGCUGGACUUCAAGCAGCAGGAGGACAAGUUGCAGCCACUUAUGAAGAGGCUUUGCCCUACAGAGGAUGGCCACUUCCCCCCCCUGCCUUACCCCCAGGAGGCCUUCACCUCCACUCCAAAACGCAAGUCCAAAGCUGACUCCAAGAAGCACGCUCGCUGGAAACUUUGGUUCCUGUGAAAGACACAGGAUGGUCUCCUCCCUCAACCCGGAUGCACAGGAUUAAUGCGUCCGUCUGGUCGUCCAUGUUUGUUUUGUUUCUCCGUCGUCUUCUGUUUUAUCACAUCUACUUGGCUUUUUGCAGACCUGGUAGCCACUGGAUACUGAACCCCUUCUCAGAGAUGACAGGAUGUGUAAUGGGACACAAGUGUGGAUUCCAUGGAAAAUUCGAAAUGUCACGCUUACCAAAAAUGGAU
Molecule: messenger RNA, 1727 nt
Organism: Scatophagus argus
Lineage: Eukaryota; Metazoa; Chordata; Actinopteri; Scatophagidae
Product: inhibitory synaptic factor 2A
Exons: 3
Coding region: 1-1491 (496 amino acids)
Biological process (GO): inhibitory postsynaptic potential
Cellular component (GO): postsynaptic density
Source: RefSeq, a predicted model, not a curated record